Messenger RNA from Trichoplax adhaerens, 942 nucleotides. RefSeq lists its product as uncharacterized. NCBI's taxonomy places the organism in Eukaryota, Metazoa, Placozoa, Uniplacotomia, Trichoplacea, Trichoplacidae. The record is from RefSeq and is a predicted model, not a curated record. Gene Ontology annotation, molecular function: structural constituent of ribosome. The transcript has a single exon. Gene Ontology annotation, cellular component: mitochondrial large ribosomal subunit; mitochondrion; ribosome. Bases 1 to 942 code for a protein of 313 amino acids. Gene Ontology annotation, biological process: translation.
AUGGUCCCUCCUCGAACGCAAGCGAUUCAAUGCGAUUCAAAAUACCUAUGGCUAACCAAAUCUGUAUUACAAGAAGGAAUGCCUGAAGUUUAUGAUGAAAGCGUAACUGAAGCAACCCUCAAACGAUUAUCAUCUUAUUUACAUAAAUCAAUACUACAAGCUAAGCUAUUUCAAAUAGAAUCCAAUCAUCGCUCCAAAGCUGAACCUUUCGCUCAGGGUUUACUACAAGAUAUCAUGAGAAUUUUUUGGUCAAUUAAUCCACUGGACGAGCAUCCCUACAUGAGUAAGGCUUCGUUAGCCUAUCGGCCGACAAUCGCUGCUUAUUGGACGCGUGAUUUUGAAAUGUUUCAAAUUGAAGAUCGUCCAACGUAUGUUUUAAGAUGCAAAUUUCCACUAGGCAAAUUUGCUGAACCCAAGAUAGAACAACUUCGACCCGCUAAAUAUUUACCUGUUGGCGAUCUAGGCUUAUUCAAGAGGCAUGUUCAUCUUGAUAGCUUUCCCGGUUAUAAAAUUGGUAAUCCAUUGCCUUAUAUUCACACACAGAUAAUUAUUGAUAGAAAAAGUUAUAAAAGUGAACAAACGAUAGCUCGAGGAAUUAUAUCGUCUUUUGCACAGUUGGCUGCACAUGCACAGAAUAAGGAUGGUAAACUAGGUCAAAGCUUAAAGCAUCCUUUAUGUUGUCAAACUAUUAUAACUAAUGGUCAGCAAUUUACUUUUAUGUGUUAUCAAUUGAAUACUUUAAAGACAAACAACAUUGAAAAAGGCCUUGUAAAUAUGGCCUGGGCUUCUGAUACAAUGGAUCUUUUCAGUAGUUACAAUGGAGAAAUCGAUAUUAAUGAAAAGUGUUUGAAAUAUAUUGCUCAGUUUUUUGUUAAUAAGCCUAUACCUUUCAAGGUGAUUAAAAAAAAAUCUGUUAAAGCGUCGGAAGAAGUUGUACAAUGA